AUGGACGGCGAUGCCAUGGAGAUUGAUGGCUUGCGAGGAGUCAAGCGGAAGGCGGGGGAGGAUGUGGUACCCGAUGCCGCUUCCCGCCGGAUCAAAGCAUUAGACCCAGACGUGGUGAACAAAAUCGCCGCGGGCGAGAUCAUUGUGGCGCCAGUCCACGCCCUGAAGGAGCUGAUUGAAAACGCUGUUGAUGCAGGCUCCACCUCCCUCGAGGUGCUGGUCAAAGACGGCGGCCUGAAGCUGCUUCAGAUCACCGACAACGGCCACGGCAUUGAGAAAGAUGACCUUGCCAUCCUCUGUGAGAGAUUCACCACGUCAAAACUGAAGAAGUUCGAGGAUCUCAGCAACAUCGCCACCUACGGCUUUCGGGGCGAGGCACUCGCCAGCAUCAGCCACAUCGCACAUCUCACAGUCACGACCAAAACAAAGGCCUCGAAUUGUGCUUGGCGAGCUCACUAUGAUGGAGGCAAGCUUUCGCCACCCAAGCCGGGCCAGACCUCUGAUCCAAAACCAACAGCUGGGCGAAACGGAACACAGAUUACCGUCGAGGAUCUGUUCUACAACGUACCUACACGUCGCAGAGCUUUCCGCUCUGCUUCAGACGAGUAUAAUAAGAUCAUUGACAUGGUCGGGCGUUACGCUAUUCACUGCCAAGGCGUCGCCUUCUCCUGUAAGAAGCACGGCGACGCCGGAACCUCCAUCGCUGUACAAGGCGCGACCUCGACGGUCGAUCGGAUACGCCAAAUCCAUGGGGGUGGCGUGGCCAAUGAACUAAUUGACUUCUCUGCGUCGGAUGAGCGCUGGGGUUUCAAAGCUGAAGGAUUGGCAACAAAUGCGAACUACCAUAUCAAGAAGACGACUCUACUUCUAUUCAUCAACCACCGAGCCGUGGAGUCUUCCAAUAUUAAGAAGGCUGUAGAGCAAACUUAUUCGACAUUCCUGCCCAAGAACGGCCACCCGUUCGUUUAUCUCAGCCUGGAGAUCGACCCUCAGAGAGUCGACGUCAACGUGCAUCCCACCAAGCGAGAAGUCAAUUUCCUCAACGAGGACGAGAUCAUACAGGAUAUAUGCGAGAACAUUCGCGACAAGCUUGCGGCUGUAGACACUAGUCGCACCUUUAUGACGCAGACGCUGCUCCCAGGCACCAUCGUUCCCACUGGUUCGCCAAAGCCAGAUGCAGAUGUGCCGCCAUCUAAGAAGUUGGCUGCCAAAGGCAAAAGCACGGUGCGACCAUACGAGAACAACCUUGUACGCACCGACGCAUCCCUCCGCAAGAUCACUAGCAUGUUCCAGCCGGCCAAUAGGGAUAAUCUAGAGGCAUUGGCGCAAGAGGGCGACGUCGAACCGGAAUAUGAGAUCACUGAUCGGGAACCGGUUGCCUGUCGCCUUACCAGUGUGCGAGAGCUCCGUGGCGCAGUCCGCGAUGAUAUGCAUCACACUUUAACGGAGGUCUUCGCGGGCCACACAUUUGUGGGCAUUGUAGAUGAGAGACGGCGCCUCGCUGCCAUGCAGGGAGGGGUGAAGCUGUACCUGGUUGACUAUGGCCGCGCGUGCUUUGAGUACUUCUAUCAAGUUGGCCUGACGGACUUUGGCAACUUUGGCGUGAUUCGAUUCCAGCCCGCCCUCGAUCUGCGCGAGGUGCUGUCCAUUGCCGCUGAGCGUGAGAAAGCCACAGCGGCAGAGGGGGAGUUGGCUGACGAUGACGAUUUCGACGUGGUCGAGGUGGUCGAGACAGUCGCCGCGCAGCUGAUUGAGCGACGUGAGAUGCUGCUCGAAUACUUCAGCCUGGAAGUUUCUCCUGCCGGGGAGCUUCUCAGCAUCCCCUUGCUCGUCAAAGGCUACACGCCAUCGAUGGCCAAGUUGCCACAGUUUCUACUACGUCUGGGACCCCACGUCGACUGGACCGAGGAACAGGCGUGCUUCGACAGCUUCCUGCGCGAGCUGGCGAGCUUCUACGUACCGGAGCAACUGCCCUCCCUGCCGGGAAACGCAGAGCAGCUGGAAGCCGAGGAUGCGCCCGACGAGGUCAAAGCACGCAGGGCCCAUGUCCGGCGAGCGGUGGAGCACGUCUUCUUCCCCGCCUUCAAGUCGCGACUGGUGGCUACGAAGUCGCUCAUGAAUGGAGGUGUUCUAGAGCUGGCUGAUCUGAAAGGGCUGUACCGCGUCUUUGAGCGUUGCUGA
Neoarthrinium moseri is the source of this 2181-nucleotide messenger RNA. RefSeq lists its product as uncharacterized. Gene Ontology annotation, biological process: mismatch repair. Gene Ontology annotation, cellular component: MutLalpha complex. The transcript has 3 exons. Lineage: Eukaryota; Fungi; Ascomycota; Sordariomycetes; Amphisphaeriales; Apiosporaceae. Bases 1 to 2181 code for a protein of 726 amino acids. Gene Ontology annotation, molecular function: mismatched DNA binding; ATP hydrolysis activity; ATP-dependent DNA damage sensor activity. The record is from RefSeq and is a predicted model, not a curated record.